UACGUGAAGAAGGUGAUUUUAUCGACCAGCUGGCCCAUCUUUCAUUUUAUGAUGAGAAUAAUCCGGUGCGGGAAUGGAUGGAAUAUGGUCGAUCUAACCGCGCUCCAGUUCUGGACGAGGAUGAUGAUGACGGAGACGUCCCUCUCCCGUCUCAUAUUGUCAGGGAUCAAAUAAACCUCUCAGAUCUACGUGACACUACGGGGGAUGCUUGCAUCAGCGAUUGGGCACGUAGACAUGUGGGUGACACUCACCUAGGGAAGAGGAAAUUCCAGAGGGGGCAUACGAAGGGUGACUCGAAGCGUCAAAAACAAAAAGGAAAAGCAACAGCAAAAUCAGUGAACAGCGACACGUCCAUAGAUGAUGGCGAUGGUGAGCGUAGUCCACCGUAUCAAGAGACUGGGGAUAGCAGCUCCGCUGGUGAUGGUGACGGUAGUGACGGUGCAGAUGCUGGUGGUGGUGGUGGUGGUGGUGGUAGUGGUGGUGGUAUUCCCAUUCGUUUCACAGGGGAGACUCAGUUCACACAUGCUACUCAGGACCCCGAUCAUGGAGCACCGGAAUCACCGAGGAGAACGCUGAUAAUUGGACCUAAGUGGGCUUUAAAGAUGGAUGUCUUAUCUAUCUUCCAGAAGAUAGAGAGGAGGCCCCGCUCGUCCAGCACAUUCCGGUGGCAACCUCCUAUGUAG
This is a messenger RNA of Panicum virgatum (switchgrass), 683 nucleotides long. RefSeq lists its product as uncharacterized. The record is from RefSeq and is a predicted model, not a curated record. The transcript is spliced from 3 exons. Bases 78 to 683 code for a protein of 201 amino acids. NCBI's taxonomy places the organism in Eukaryota, Viridiplantae, Streptophyta, Magnoliopsida, Poales, Poaceae.